AUGGUUGCUUUCAGAGACGUUGAAAAUCUUUGCUCUAGUGUUCACGCGCUUUCGAACAUCUAUGAGCGCCGUGCUACAACCGUGGAUCUGGAUGAUGCAAAGAGCGAUUCUGAUGAGGAAGCUGUUGUGGAUGCUGGCAUAUUUGAUGCUGCCGCAGAACCA
Molecule: messenger RNA, 162 nt
Organism: Cladocopium goreaui
Lineage: Eukaryota; Dinophyceae; Suessiales; Symbiodiniaceae
Source: the annotation of a GenBank genome assembly